Arabidopsis lyrata subsp. lyrata is the source of this 1809-nucleotide messenger RNA. Its product is annotated as gibberellin receptor GID1C. Gene Ontology annotation, cellular component: cytoplasm; nucleus. The transcript has 2 exons. The record is from RefSeq and is a predicted model, not a curated record. Gene Ontology annotation, biological process: raffinose family oligosaccharide biosynthetic process; floral organ morphogenesis; positive regulation of gibberellic acid mediated signaling pathway. Bases 326 to 1360 code for a protein of 344 amino acids. NCBI's taxonomy places the organism in Eukaryota, Viridiplantae, Streptophyta, Magnoliopsida, Brassicales, Brassicaceae. Gene Ontology annotation, molecular function: hydrolase activity; gibberellin binding.
UCAAACUCAUACUAACCUACGCCAAUAUUCUUAUCCACCACACCUCUUAUUUUAAGCUCAAAAAUUUCACUAACCCUUAGUUAUUUUUAUUUCUUAUGCUCCGUAUUAAAAAUGUUAAACCUUUUGAUCUGACGUUUAAAAGCAGGUUUCUUUCUAUUUCAAGAUAAAAACUUUACUCAUUGAGUCUCGUUUAGUAGUUGAAAAUUUCCCUUCUUGGCUCAAAUCUUUUCUUAAUCGAAUUCUUGAGGGAAAUUUCCGAUCUGGGCUUUCGUGUCUUUGUUCUGUUUGAUUGGUAAUAAAAAGAAGAUUUUUUUUUUACUUUUCCAUGGCUGGGAGUGAAGAAGUUAAUCUUAUUGAGAGCAAGACAGUGGUGCCUCUCAAUACAUGGGUUUUGAUAUCCAACUUUAAGCUAGCCUACAAUCUCCUGCGCCGCCCUGACGGAACUUUUAACCGCCAUCUUGCAGAGUUUCUAGACCGGAAAGUCCCUGCAAACGCCAACCCUGUUAAUGGGGUCUUCUCGUUCGAUGUUAUCAUCGAUCGCCAAACCAAUCUGCUUAGCCGAGUAUACAGACCGGCUAAUGCUGGUCCCCCACCAAGUGUUACCGAUCUUCAGAAUCCCGUUGAUGGUGAAAUAGUGCCUGUUAUUGUCUUCUUCCAUGGUGGAAGCUUUGCACAUUCUUCUGCAAACAGUGCUAUUUAUGAUACUCUUUGCCGUAGGCUUGUUGGUUUGUGUGGUGCUGUUGUUGUCUCUGUGAACUAUCGUCGUGCACCAGAGAAUCGAUACCCUUGUGCUUAUGAUGAUGGCUGGGCUGUUUUGAAUUGGGUCAACUCUAGUUCUUGGCUUAAAAGCAAGAAAGACUCAAAGGUUCAUAUUUUCUUGGUGGGUGAUAGCUCUGGGGGUAACAUUGUGCAUAAUGUUGCACUAAGAGCAGUUGAGUCGGGGAUCAAUGUUUUGGGGAACAUUUUGCUUAACCCUAUGUUUGGAGGGACCGAGAGAACGGAAUCUGAGAAACGUUUGGAUGGGAAAUACUUUGUGACGGUUAGAGACCGAGAUUGGUAUUGGAGAGCGUUUCUUCCGGAGGGUGAAGACAGAGAGCAUCCAGCGUGUAGCCCGUUUGGCCCGAGAAGCAAGAGUUUAGAAGGGUUGAGUUUCCCCAAGAGUCUGGUCGUUGUAGCGGGUUUAGAUUUGAUUCAAGAUUGGCAAUUGAAGUAUGCAGAAGGACUCAAGAAAGCGGGUCAAGAUGUGAAGCUUCUCUACUUGGAGCAAGCCACCAUUGGCUUCUACUUAUUACCUAACAACAAUCAUUUCCACACCGUUAUGGACGAGAUAGCUGCAUUUGUAAACGCAGAAUGCCAAUGAAAACGCUCUUUUCCCUCACCGUAAUCUCUUCACUAACAAACGGGUGAAAUCCACCACGGAAGGUGAAAGCCCGAGAUUCUCGUUUUAGAAGGUCUUUGUAGUCAGUCAAAAGAAUGGCGUUCAACUACUACCACGGUGGUGGUGGCUGCGUCCGCGUUUGUGAACCGUCCUAAGCUGGAUUCUGAAAGCAAAGCAGGAAGAAGAACAGUGUGGUCGGUAAUGUUUGGCUUUUUAGCUUUAGCCUUUGACUAUAACUAGAGCUGAGUUUUUUCAGCUUGCGGUUGAUAGUAACUUUGGUUAUGUUUCUAUUAUGAUAUUUUCGGUAAAUAUCUAUCUAGUACAUAUACAUACAUCAGCAAUAUGUUUAAUUAUAAGUGUUUUUUUUUUCUUAUUUUUUUAGUGUAAUAUAAGUUGUUGUAACUUGAGCAAUGUGAUGUUGUGUUUGCUUA